CCUUGCUGGCUCUCGGCGCUCAGGUGUCGGCCUUCUCCCGGAAUCCCCGAGCCCUUUACCUUCCCGUGUGUCAGCGGUCACCCCCACGUGGCACAUGCCUAGGUUGGGGGCCAGGAGCUCUGACCCUUCCCCAGAAGAUCCCCUGUCCUCUUGGCUCCUGGGUCCUGUCCUGUCGACAGCGUGCCCUCCAGUCCUCAGGCAGGAAGGGGUGUGGGCUGGGUGAGAAUAACAGCAGUGCCAGCAGGAGGCCGGGAAUAAGAAGCGGGCUGUGACCUUAGGGGUGUGACCUCCGCACCCCCAUAUUCUCCUCAGGUGUUUGUCUGGAACAGAUCGUGGCCCCUUUCCACGCACUCCUGAUGCCUCAUUGGCCUCUGGCCUCUUUUCGACCAUGGGGGCUGAGGCCCUCAGGGAGCCUCCCCAGGUCCCAUCCCCUUUCCACCCCGGCAGAGCCCUAUGGAUCUCCCAUCUCCCGGAGGAACCGGGAAGCCAAACAGAAACGCCUGCGAGAGAAGCAGGCCGCGCUGGAGGCUGGGUUAGCGCAGAACAAGCCACCUGCAGAAUCCAGUCAGGCUUGGACUCCUAAAGAAAUAGUGUUGUAUGAAAUCCCUACGAAGCUUGGUGAAAAGAAAGAUGUCUCCGUACGCCUGCCUCCUGCUUACAGCCCCCGAUAUGUUGAGGCGGCCUGGUACCCUUGGUGGGUACGAGAGGGCUUCUUCAAACCUGAAUAUCAGACCAGGCUGCCCCAGAGCACAGGGGAGACCUUUUCCAUGUGUAUCCCACCUCCCAAUGUCACUGGCUCCCUACACAUCGGGCAUGCACUGACGGUGGCCAUCCAGGAUGCUCUCGUGCGCUGGCACCGGAUGCGUGGGGAUCAGGUGCUGUGGGUCCCUGGCUCAGAUCAUGCAGGAAUUGCCACCCAAGCUGUGGUGGAGAAGCAGCUGUGGAAGGAGCGAGGCGUGAGGAGGCAUGAACUGAGCCGGGAAGACUUCCUCCAGGAAGUGUGGAAGUGGAAGGAGGAGAAGGGUGGAGAGAUCUGUGAGCAGCUCCGAGCUCUGGGGGCCUCCCUGGACUGGGACCGUGAGUGCUUUACUAUGGACGCUGGUUCCUCAGUGGCUGUGACCGAAGCUUUCGUGCGACUCCACAAGGCAGGGCUGUUGUACCGCAACCAGCAGCUUGUCAACUGGUCUUGUGCUUUGAGAUCAGCCAUUUCGGACAUUGAGGUGGAAAGUCGGUCCCUGCCUGGCCCCACAAAGCUGCGGUUACCUGGCUGCCCCACCCCUGUGUCUUUCGGUCUUCUCGUCUCUGUGGCCUUUCCUGUGGAUGGAGAGCCUGCAGAGGUUGUGGUAGGAACCACGAGGCCAGAGACGUUGCCUGGAGACGUGGCAGUGGCCGUUCAUCCCGACGAUGCCCGAUACACACAUCUACAUGGGCGACACCUUCGUCACCCCUUGACAGGGCAGCUUCUCCCCCUCAUCACAGACUCUGCUAUCCAGCCACACAUGGGCACCGGGGCAGUGAAGGUGACUCCAGCUCACAGCCCUGCUGACGCCGAGCUGGGGGCCCGACACGGCUUGAGCCCCUUGAGUGUCAUCGCGGAGGAUGGGACCAUGACCUCCCUCUGUGGGGACUGGCUGCAGGGUCUUCACCGAUUUGUGGCCCGGGAAAAGAUUCUGUCUGCACUGAGGGAGCGGGGCCUGUUCCGGGGUCUCCAGAGCCACCCCAUGGUGCUGCCCAUUUGCAGCCGUUCCGGGGACGUGGUGGAGUACCUACUGAAGAGCCAGUGGUUCGUCCGCUGCCAGAAGAUGGGGGACCAAGCUGCCCAGGCUGUGGAGUCGGGGGCCCUGGAGCUCCAUCCCUCUUUCCACCAGAAGAACUGGCGGCUCUGGUUCUCCCGCAUUGGGGACUGGUGUGUUUCUCGGCAGCUGUGGUGGGGCCAUCGGAUUCCAGCCUACCAGCUUGUAGGGGAGCCUGUGAAGGGAGACGGAGAGGCCUGCUGGGUGGUGGGACGGACAGAGGCUGAGGCCAGGGAAGUAGCUGCAGAGCUGACAGGGAGGCCAGGGGCAGAGCUGACCCUGGAGCAAGACCCUGAUGUCCUGGACACGUGGUUCUCUUCCGCCCUUUUCCCCUUUUCUGCCCUGGGCUGGCCACAGCAGACCACAGACCUCACUCGGUUCUACCCUUUGUCACUUCUGGAGACUGGCAGUGACCUCCUGCUGUUCUGGGUGGGCCGCAUGAUCAUGUUGGGGACCCAGCUCACAGGGCAGCUCCCCUUUAACAAGGUGCUUCUUCAUUCCAUGGUGCGGGACGGGCAGGGCCGGAAGAUGAGCAAGUCCCUGGGGAAUGUGCUGGACCCACGGGACAUCAUCAGAGGGGCGGAGCUGCAGGUGCUACAGGAGAAGCUGAAGGAUGGGAACUUGGAACCUACGGAGCUGGCAAUCGCUGCUGCAGCUCAGAGAAAGGACUUCCCUCACGGUAUCCCCGAGUGUGGGACAGAUGCUCUGCGGUUUGCCCUGUGUACCCAUGGGGCCCUGGCAGGUGACUUGCACCUGUCUGUCUCUGAGGUCCUGAGCUCCCGACAUUUCUGCAACAAGAUCUGGAACGCUCUGCGCUUUACCCUCAAUGUUCUAGGGGAGAAAUUUGUGCCCCAGCCUGUGGAGGAGCUGUCCCCUUCGUCCCCCAUGGAUGCCUGGAUCCUGAGCCGCCUGGCCCGAACUGCCCGAGAGUGUGAACGAGGCUUCCUCACCCGGGAGCUCCCCCUCGCGACCCACGCCCUGCACCACUUUUGGCUGCACAGCCUCUGUGAUGUCUACCUGGAGGCUGUGAAGCCGGGGCUGUCCCACUGCCCCCGCCCCCCUGGGCCUCCUCAAGUGCUGCUCUUCUCUGUGGAUGUGGGCCUCCGCCUCCUCGCCCCAUUCAUGCCCUUCCUGGCAGAGGAACUGUGGCAGAGACUGCCCCCCAGGCCAGGUGGUGCCCCCACCCCCAGCAUCUGUGUUGCCCCCUACCCCAGUGCCCAAAGCUUGGAGCGCUGGCACCAGCCUGAGCUGGAGCAGCGCUUUUCCCGGGUCCAGGAGGCCGUGCAGGCGCUGAGGGCUCUCCGAGCCACAUACCAGCUCACCAAGGUGCGGCCUCGAGUGCUGCUGCAGUGCUCAGAGCCUGGAGGGCAGAGCAUCUUUGAGGCCUUCCUGGAGCCCCUGGGCACCCUGAGCCAUUGCGGGGCUGUGGGCCUCUUACCUGCAGGCGCAGCCGCUCCCUCUGGCUGGGCCCAGACCCCACUCAGUGACACCGUCCAGGUCUACAUGGAGCUGCAGGGCCUGGUGGAUCCCCAGGCCCACCUGCCUCUGCUGGCUGCCCGAAGACACAAAUUGCAGAAGCAGCUCGAUGGCCUCAUAGCCCGGACCCCAUCAGAGGGAGAGGCAGAGACUCACAGACAGCAGAAGCUUUCUUCCCUCCAACUGGAAUUGUCGAAACUAGACAAGGCGGCCUCUCACCUCCAGCAGCUGAUGGAUGGGUCUCUAGCCCCAGGGAGCCCUGAGCCCUCACACACUGUCCCUGGCAGUUCUCCGCCCUCCCAGGCCUGCCUUUGAGGACAAGUUGGUCCUGCAGCUGCUGGCAAGAUCGGACCUCAGAGACCACCUGGUUCACUUCCCUCAUUUAUGGGGACAGACUGCCUUGGUCACAGAGAUGCUGACAUGGCCGCCCCAGCUCCCCUUGGCGCAGCCCCACCGGAAAGUUUAGGCAUGAGGAAAUUCAGAUAAACUUAAAACUCUCAAAUG
Molecule: messenger RNA, 3773 nt
Organism: Miniopterus natalensis
Lineage: Eukaryota; Metazoa; Chordata; Mammalia; Chiroptera; Miniopteridae
Gene: VARS2
Product: valyl-tRNA synthetase 2, mitochondrial
Biological process (GO): valyl-tRNA aminoacylation
Cellular component (GO): cytosol
Molecular function (GO): ATP binding; aminoacyl-tRNA deacylase activity; valine-tRNA ligase activity
Source: RefSeq, a predicted model, not a curated record